UGACAAAGCCCAGCAACAGUAGAUACACUCAUACGCAACCGCACUCUUUUCGCUGGAACUGCGUUUCCCCCCUUUCGGUGAAUUCUACGGUUUCAGCACAUUCGAUUCGGAGCUCUCCUCUUCUUCGCCGCCGUUUCGAGCUUCUACCAGCAAAUUAGGACCUAAUUCGUUGAAUGUCCUUAGCUCAUGUUUCUUUCUGGUCUUCUCAUUCUUCAAUGGCUGAUCAUUUCAAGGUGUUUGCAUUGGGAUUUCUGUUAGGAUGGGGCCAAAGGCUGAUCAUGCAUCUGUGGAGAAGUCGCAAGCCUAAAUCUCCAAUUGAAGCAGAAUUGUCAGCCCUUUCAGAGGAGUUUGGAAGAGACCUUCGAGAGUUGGCUAAAAAAUAUCGUGGCCUGGAGGAUCGCAAUUAUGGUCGUGAAUUAGUAGAGCUCUAUACAGAGUACACUCGUAAAGUAGUGCCAUUAGAGAGGGCUCUCUUUGGACAGGACGAGAGGUAGAGAUGUUGAACCUGUAAUGGAUAUGGGUUAGGCCUGGCAAGUAAGAGGUAGGGCUUGUAUUUAUAUGUUUAGGUCUGACGGUUGAGCAUAGAUUGUUAUCUACUAAGACCUGAUUUUGAUCUGAAUCUAACCAGUUUAAAAGUUAUGUUUGGCAUGAAGCUUUUUUUUUUUUUUUUAAAUAUGUCUAAAAAAAUAAAAAGUAGUAAUCCUCUUUUAACACGAUACUAAGUUUAUCUUCAAAUUAGUCACUAAUCCAAUCCAUGUGUUCUUAGUCGAUUGGAUUUUUGGCUUCUAAAUCUUGAGAAAAUGAUGCAAGCGUAGCUAAGCUCAAACAGUCAAAAGUGGAUUGGAUCUGACCAAGGGCGUUCCAUAAAAUCUGUCUUAAAAGUGGAGCCAUUGAGUUCACUCAAUCGGUUAUAUAUUGUAGAAGUCGAUUUUAAAAUUUGGUAAACAUGAUUUUUUCAUGGUUGUACAAGGAAACCCCUUCAGGAUUGGGCCAGCCGCCAGCCACGUACCACACUGCUGUUUGAGUUCAUGGUGAACUUCGUGCCGCUGUCUGAACUCCAUGCUGCCUGAAUUAUGCCGCCGCUGCCGCCGAAAGCGGGAAUUCCACCACCGGUCACUGCCACUACUACUGGACUGAUGCACCACCAACAAAAUUCAUUCAGUCGGUUAUAGUGUACAUUGAAGAAGUGCAAACAUAGAAGUGGAUUUUAAAAUUUGGUAAAGAUGAUUUUUUCAUGCUUGUACAAGGAUACCCUUGCAGGGUUGGGCCAGCCACCAUGCUGCCGUUUGAGUUCAUGGCGGAGCGCGUGCCGCUGUCUAAAUUCCGCCGCCGCCGGACGCAGGAAUUCCACCACCGCCGCCGCCAUUGCUACCGGACUGACCCGCCACUAAUGAAUUGAACUUGGUUAUGCAUGACUCCUAUUUAAAGAAACAGAGUAUUUUACUCUUAUUUUUGUUGAUAGAAUAUUGUACUCUGACAAUUACUUUUAUAUAUACGAUGUCAAGCCUAAGCACCUAGCUGUUGAAUGAAGUGUUUCAAACUAGGGCGGACUCUGUUAAAAAACAAAUAUUCCUCUGACUAUGAAAAAGUUUUGGACUUUGUUA
This is a messenger RNA of Cuscuta epithymum, 1604 nucleotides long. The record is from the annotation of a GenBank genome assembly. Lineage: Eukaryota; Viridiplantae; Streptophyta; Magnoliopsida; Solanales; Convolvulaceae.